UAGAUCGUGUCAUUCACGACGACACGUGCCUGACUCCUAUUGCCAUGUUAUUAAAAGUUAGAUUUGACAAAUCUGCGCGUCAUCGUGGAUGACACGAACUAUAGCUACGAAGGGGUAAGGAAGAGCGUGAUGUAAGACAGUGCAGUGUUAAAUAUUAGAUUUAGCGGCGUGUGGUCUUUCGUUGGACAAAUUCGAAAGGCGUAAUUGAAUCAGUGUUUGUAAGACUUCCUUUUUAUAUAGAAAAUCGUCAUUUUGGAAAAUAGAUAAGUGAGAUGUGCUUGAUAAGUGAUCGAAAACAACGUGUAAUUGUGAACAAGCUAGAUAUUUUUAAAGUGCCUUGACUGUUAAUUUGAUCAGGAUCCUAAUCAUAUACAGCCGAGAGGAUAGGAAACGCCGGAGCAAGUAUGAAGUAUUCACAAAGAUGACAAAACAUUAAAAUUUAGAUGAAAGUGAUCUAAAGUGAAUGGAACACGUAUUCAAUAUGAACUUUAGAGUGGCGUGGUGUGGUAUUCUCUUCUCUUUUGUGCUUGAGGGAAACGCUGAUGCGGGAAGAGUGCAGGCUGCUGUCAGUUUUCUGGUUGACUGCAUUUCCAGAACAAAUUCCUCGUACCAAGAGAUAGAACUGAAGUCCGAAUCCAGCCUGUCCCUUCGCGACAUCCUGCCAAUCAAAGCCAAGUACUACGAUAAGAAUCGAGCUCCGAAGCUGUUGGGGCAGCCUACUAUAGUGUAUUUCCAUGUUACUGUGCUGUCGUUGGAUUCCAUUAAUGAGGAGAGCAUGACGUAUGUAGCAGAUAUCUUCCUAGCUCAAUCCUGGCGGGACCCUCGCCUUCGUCUGCCAGAGAACAUGCACGAGGAAUACCGGAUCCUGGACGUGGAAUGGCUCAACAAGAUCUGGAGACCAGACUGCUUCUUUAAGAACGCCAAGAAAGUGACCUUUCAUGAGAUGAGCAUACCGAAUCAUUACUUGUGGUUGUAUCAUGAUAAGACGCUGCUUUAUAUGUCCAAAUUGACGCUGGUGUUAUCGUGCGCGAUGAAGUUCGAAUCCUACCCCCACGACACGCAAAGCUGCUCUAUGAUGAUCGAAAGCUUGUCGCACACGGUCCACGACCUGGUGUUCAUCUGGAACCUCACGGAUCCGCUGGUUGUUAACCCGGACAUCGAGCUGCCCCAGCUUGACAUAUCCAAUAACUACACUAGCGACUGCACUAUCGAAUAUUCUACUGGAAACUUCACCUGCCUAGCUGUGGUGUUCAACCUCCGACGGCGGCUGGGCUAUCACCUGUUCCACACAUAUAUACCCUCGGCGCUCAUCGUCGUCAUGUCCUGGAUCUCCUUCUGGAUCAAGCCUGAAGCCAUACCAGCUAGGGUCACACUUGGAGUCACUAGUCUCCUUACAUUGGCUACCCAAAACACCCAAUCCCAGCAAAGCUUGCCGCCCGUCUCUUAUGUGAAAGCCAUCGACGUGUGGAUGUCGUCCUGCUCUGUCUUCGUGUUCCUCUCGCUCUUCGAGUUCGCGGUCGUUAACAACUACAUGGGGCCCGUGGCUACUAAGGCCAUGAAGGGGUACUCUGAUGAAGAUCUGUCCAGAGAUUUAGACGCUUUUAAGCACAUAUUCCCAAACUCCGUGGACCCCCGAGCAAGUACCUCCGCCUCUCUCCCACAAUACGAGACCUUCUGCAACGGGAGAGAGACAGCAGUAUACAUCGAUCGGUUCUCUCGCUUCUUCUUCCCCUUCUCUUUCUUUAUACUGAACGUCGUCUAUUGGUCUACUUUCUUGUAAGUUGUCGUUUUGUACAAAAUUAUAUGGUCCCCGGAAGAUUUAAUGUCAAUUCUGAUAAGUCAACUUUAGUGUCAGGUAAAUAAUCUAAUGUAAUUAAGUUUUGUCUGAUUCUUACCCUAUCACAGCUAAACCUAGGUGCCUAGCCAAGGUGGCAAUCGUUUGCGCUCCGACAACGAAACGCUAUCUGUCCCUUUAUCGCACUAACAGAUGCAGAGUGAUAGAGAGACAGCGUUUCGUUGCUGUAGCGCAAACCAACCACCACCACCACCACCACCACCACCACCACCACCACGCCACGCCUGGCCACGUAGCCAACGUGCAAGUCGUUAACGCUUCGUAACGCAUCGUAGUCAGCUCUCUCUAUUACUCUUCCACAUUAGUACGACAGUAAUAGAGAAAAUGACUACGGUACGCUGCGGUGCGUUAACGAUUUUUACGUUGGCUACGCGGCCUGAUCAGAUUUGUUUAUUAAAAUAAUAUGUGCACAUUCCAACAAAAAAAUCAUAGGAGUAUGUAUGGAGUAUAAAUUGUUAAAUACCAACUUUUGACCAGAAUAUCACAUUAUGUGUUAAAUUCGAAGGUCGAAUUUGUCUUAGUGCCUGUUUCACAAAAGUAAAAUAUUGGGUAGCUAACUGACAAAUAAAUUAACUGCCAGAAAAAAAUCCUACAAAACUUAGCACUUUAUACUACGUUUGACUGUUUUAACUCUUAAAAUAAUAAUAAAAAAAUCGACAAAAAAAACAAACGUUGGGGCAUAGCUAUUCUUAAUGUACCUACAUCAAAUUAUGUAAAAAUAUUUUCCAUAAUGUUACUAUCCAGAGAGGAAAAUGGAGACUACGUUUUAAAAAGCGUAUAAUUAAUUUUUGAACAUUUUUUAGCGGCAAUGUAUUUCGUACAUCAUGGCCACUUGUGACAGUUGUGACGUCGCGUCAUUAAAUCUCACGUUUUGAGUUAAAACAAAGUAGGUAUAGCACAAUCGGAUCAAGACCAACCUCGAAAUAUCUGGAACAGUCAUGAAAUUUGGUAGGUAUAUAAAUUAAAGGCCCCGUUUUCAUGCCCACACCAUUUGACAUUCGGGGAUCUCGAGGAAUCGCAGCCAUCUUGGAAAAUGUGUACCAUCCAGGAGAAAUUCGCGUUUUACUCAAAAUCUACGUUCUUUAUGAAAAUAUGGUGUAAGGCAACAUUAAAGCUUAUUAAAUUCUACACUAAAAAGUCCUUGAUAUCUUAAAAAGUACACCUUGUUAAAGAAAAUACUUACUGAAUCUAUGUUUAGCGCCUAUACACUUCCAGGGGACAUUCUCUUAAUAGGAAACUCGGAGGAAUAUGAAUUCGACUUUUAACUAUACAUUUGUACGUGAUCUAUCCUACAUUUUACUCGACUGCGACUUAACCAAUCUACCGAUAUGACAUUUAAAAAAAUCGAUCCAGUAUCCUAAGCUACAGGUUGUACUGAAUCAUCAGUACUGAAACCCAUAACCCUACUUUCUGGUUAAGUCGCAGUCAAGUAAAAUAUUGAUAUUGGAAUAGAUCAUGUACAAAUGUAUAGUUAAAAGUGGAAUUCAUAUUCUUCCAAGUUUUCUAUUAAGAGACUAUCCCCUCAAAGGUUAUAACCGCUAAAUCUGGGUAUAGCAAGUAAUUUUUAUAGCAAGAUGUAUUUUUUCCGCAAACAUAUCUAGGACUAUUUUGUGUAGAAUUUAAUAAGCUUGAAUGUUAUCUUACACGAUAUUUUCGUAAAGAACGUUGAUUUUGAGUCAAACGCGAUUUUUUCCUGGCUGAUACACAUUUUCCAAGAUGGCUGCGAUUCCUCGAGAUCCCCAAAUGUCAAGGGAUACAUACCAAAUUUCAUUACCGUUCCAGAGAUUUCGAGGUUGAUCUUAAUCCGACUGUGCUAGUAGUGAUACAUUGUUUGCUGAAUUAGUAAAUAUGGCAAAAUAAAAGUCGUCUGCUUUUUAUAAAAUUCAUGAAAGUGUGUUAAUUAAAGCCUAAAAGCCCUUUGGUUAUGCGGUCGUAUCAAAAAUAUACGCCGUGUACUUUUUUUUUAUACCACGAGGGUGGCAAACAAGCAUACGGCCCGCCUGAUGGUAAGCAGUUAACUAGUAAGUGCAUGAUUGAAAUGACUCAGCAUUGAUUUCGAAUCUUCCUGGGCCGUACUAAGGUUGGAAAAUGGCUACGUAUACUCAAACACACCCACCCUGUCAGUAGAAAAAGGCGCGAAAUUCAAAUUUUCUAUGGGAGAUAUCUACAUUUUUUAAGUUAGCCGCCUUUGUUCAACUUACGAGUAUACGACACACGUUGCUUAUAUUAAAUAAAAAUGUGUGUAAACGAAAAUUUUGAGUUUGUGAUGACACUAAAAAGUGUUAUGAAAGAUUGUUUGUUAGUAAUAAAUUAAAAUGAAAUUAGUGUAUAUUUAGGUACAAAAUAGAUAAAUGAAAUGCUAAUAACUGAAACUUUUUUUUUCUCCCAUCGACGAUUGCUUUUCUAAUUAUAUUCGAAGUAGCUAAAUAUAGUUGCGGAAUGUUUCCCAAAAAGUUGGAAAAUAUUUAACAAAUUUCAGGAAAAUUUCACAGGAACAAGGGAAACUUUGAUUAUGGAAAUAGAAAAUUUCGCGUCCCAUACAAAAAUAUGAGAAUUUCCCGAAAGUUAUUGCAAUUACAUUACCCUAUAUUUCAUUUGCAAUUACCCUAUAUUUCAUCAAAAACUAAUGGGGAAAGCGAAACUAAAUGUUGUGAAAACGUUAUCUAUGUCGGUUCAUAACCGCUAUAUUCAGCGCUAAUCACACACACACGUUGUCGUUUUGCCUCUACGAAACAUUUCCCCCACAUAUAGUGAAACCUAUGUUAUCAGCUACGACUGUAGUUCCGCGGUAAAUGUGUUAAACAGUGAUCCGAAGCACUUUAAGUAGACCGUGAAUACGAGUAACCCUUUGUUGACUUUAUGUCUGAUUACUUCCCAAUGGUUGCUGGUGUCUGCAAAAAGAAAAUUUGUUAAAAGAAACAUGUAUAAAAUAUCCCUUCCCUUCAACAUACAAAAAGUUAAGAACCAUCCCUUUGGAUAUCAUUGGAUUCACAAAUGGUAAUGAACUAGUAUGGAAAUGUUCAAUAAAAUGUUCAAUUUUUGUUCUCUU
Messenger RNA from Cydia pomonella (codling moth), 4904 nucleotides. Its product is annotated as glycine receptor subunit alpha-2-like. The transcript is spliced from 9 exons. Gene Ontology annotation, cellular component: neuron projection; synapse; membrane. Lineage: Eukaryota; Metazoa; Arthropoda; Insecta; Lepidoptera; Tortricidae. Bases 464 to 1780 code for a protein of 438 amino acids. The record is from RefSeq and is a predicted model, not a curated record. Gene Ontology annotation, molecular function: transmembrane signaling receptor activity; chloride channel activity; extracellular ligand-gated monoatomic ion channel activity. Gene Ontology annotation, biological process: signal transduction; chemical synaptic transmission; chloride transmembrane transport.